Trichomycterus rosablanca is the source of this 1226-nucleotide messenger RNA. RefSeq names its product testis expressed 264, ER-phagy receptor a (gene tex264a). Lineage: Eukaryota; Metazoa; Chordata; Actinopteri; Siluriformes; Trichomycteridae. The record is from RefSeq and is a predicted model, not a curated record. Gene Ontology annotation, biological process: protein-DNA covalent cross-linking repair; reticulophagy. The transcript has 4 exons. Bases 160 to 1080 code for a protein of 306 amino acids. Gene Ontology annotation, cellular component: autophagosome membrane; nucleus; replication fork.
AUCACCAGGAGCGUAAACAUAAGAGCGUUUCGAAGCUCGCUGCGUGUAAGCUGAAUCGUGUUCAUCAGUAUAUUAGAGGAACUAUAAAGAAUUAAUACUGUAAUAACAUUAUAGUAGUUUAAUAUCCCGUGUUUGCUUUCAAACAUUAGCGACAGCGACAUGUCGGACUUUGUUAUUGUACCGCUGAUCCUGGUGUUGGUGAUCUGUCUGAUCCUGACUGUGGUUGGAUUUGUGUUUUAUACUGGAUUACUCUCGGAUGUGGUGGUUAGGACCGGAUCUCCUCCUGUAAAAAAGAUCACAGUGGCUUAUAAAUUGAAGAAAGGAUCUUAUAAAGAAAGUGGAGCUGCAUUCACUGAGAGCUGCAGUAUUUCUCCUCCACUCUCCUCUAUCGGACUUUAUUAUGAUGAUCCCAAUCAGACUGAAACGAACAGUUGUCGCUAUGCAGUGGGAAGUAUUCUGAGCGAGGAUGAUGAAACUCCUGAUGAAGAGUUGCAGCGCCUAUAUGAGAAGUUUGGAUUCAGGGUCACCUCUUUUCCAGAGGUUUCCUGUGCUGUGACCUCUACAUUUCCUAACCGAUGCUCACUGUCGCCAUUCUGCGGAGCAUACAGAGUCUUCCCUGAGCUAAAUGCCUACAUAACGGAAAGAGGCUUGUCUGCAUACCCCUACAUAGAGAUCUGCAGGGGUGAUCUGAUCCACUACAUGUGUCCACUGGAGAACCAGGAAAGCUUUUUUGUACCCGAGCUCCUCGAGAAGCAAACCGAAAAUGAGGGGGAAAUGAGAGAUGACAAAGACAGUGAUGUCACAAACACAGGUGCAGAAUGCAAGUCUGAGAGCAGUAGAGCUCAGAUGGAGACAGAUGCUAACAGCAGAGAGAUGGCGGAAACCUUCCCUGUGGUGCAGCAGAGUCCACAGCAGGAUGAGGAGGAUGCACAAACUGAAGAGGGGGACAAGGGGUCCAAGGGCUCUAGUGAGUCUCUAGGCAGUGGUUCAUCAUUUGAAGAGCUGGACAUGGAUAUAGAGGAAGAGGAUAAGGAGCAGAUGGAUGACAAGAAGGACCAUGUGGAGGAAAAUACAGCGUGAUAAAGUGGAAAGAAAUGAUGGAUGAAGGAUGUAAGAAAUGAUGCACAAGUGUAAGAAGAAGCUAGUAAAAAUAUUGAGUUCUUUAAUGGCAGGGGGAUGGGGGAAUGUGACUAUUAAUGAAGUACCUUUUGGAAUGUAAGUUCCUU